AUGACCGUUACCGAGCAUCCAGAAGCACAACCCAAAUGGUGGAAAGAAGCGGCCGUUUAUCAGAUUUAUCCAGCCAGUUUCAAUGACUCUAAUAACGACGGCUGAAGCGACAUUGCUGGUAUCACCGAAAAGCUGUCGUACAUCAAGGAUCUUGGCGUCGAUGUGAUCUGGAUUUGUCCAUUCUACGACUCGCCUCAGCAGGACAUGGGCUACGACAUCGCUGACUAUGAGAAGAUGUAGCCGCGCUACGGUACCAAUGAGCAGUGUUUCGAGCUUAUUGACAAGGCUCAUGCUUUAGGACUCAAAGUCCUCGUCGAUUUGGUUAUCAAUCACUGCUCCACGGAGCAUAAGUGGUUCAAGGAGUCGCGCUUGUCAAAGGACAACCCCAAGCGAGACUGGUUCUUCUGGCGUCCUGCAAAGGGCUGGGAUACCGAGGGAAAGCCGAUUCCACCCAAUAAUUGGCGCUCGUUUUUUGGGGGUUCUGCGUGGAAAUGGGAUGAGCAGACUCAAUAGUUUUACAUGCGCUUGUUUGCCUCAGAACAGCCUGAUUUUAACUGGAAUAACAAGGAUUGUUGCCAUGCCAUCUACGAAUCUGCAGUCGGGUUCUGGCUUGACCACGGUGUAGAUGGCUUCAGAAUUGACACUGCUGGGCUAUACUCCAAAAUUCCGGGCUUGCCGGAUACGCCGAUCGUUGAUGAGACGUCCGUAUUUCAGGAUCCUAACCCAUGUACACACAACGGCCCUCGCAUCCACGAAUUCCACAAAGAGAUGAACAUCUACAUGAGAGGUCGUGUUAAGGACGGCAGAGAGCUCCUGAAUGUGGGCGAAAUAGGUGUUGCUGAGAAGGAAGUCCGUCUGGACUACACCCGAGCCAGGGAAAAUGAGCUUUCGGAGCUGUUUAGUUUCCCUCAUACCGAAGUGGGCACAUCUGGGUUCUUCCCCGGUACAAUAUUUCCCCUUUUACUUUGAAAGAAUGGAAACUCGCAAUCGCCGACAGUUUCCAGUUGAUUGACGGCACGGAUUCCUGGUGCACUGCGUAUUUCGAAAACCACGACCAGCCCCGUAGUGUGACACGUUUCGGUGACGACUCUAUUGAGUGGUGCAAAACUUCUGCUAAGCUUUUGGCUUUACUUCAAAUUUCUUUGACUGGCACCCUCUACGUCUACCAAGGACAAGAGCUGGGCCAAAUAAACCUAAAAAACUGGACUGUGGAUCGGUACGAAGAUGUUGACGUCAAGAACAACCACGCCAUCAUCAAAGGCAAGUAUGGAGAGAACUCUGUGGAAAUGAAGAAAUUUCUCCAAGGUGUUGCGUUGGUUUCGCGCGACCACUCCAGAAACCCGUUUCCUUGGACUAAGGACGAGCCGUUCGCUGGAUUUUCCAAGUCUACUGCGCCAUGGUUUGACUUGAACGAGUCCUUCCGAGAUGGUAUCAACGCCCAAGAGGAGCUUGAGGAUCUCGACUCAGUGCUGCAUUUCUGGCGCAAGGCUUUGCAAAUAAGAAAGGAGAACAAGGACGUUUUGGUCUACGGUUACGACUUCCAAUUUCAUGACUUGAACAACCCAAGCCUUUUUCGUACACGAAGCGUCACGGCGACAAGAUUCUGUUUGCAGCGUUGAACUUCAGCGGUGACGAGAUUAAGUUCACUAUUCCUCGCGAGAACGCCUCUUAUAAAUACCUCUUAGGAAACUACAAUGAAAUUGACACCAGCGACAUUGCAGCCUUGGGAGGGCCGCUUAUAUUACCUGGAGUAGAUGAAAUUAGAUUCUGCUAG
Molecule: messenger RNA, 1774 nt
Organism: Lachancea nothofagi CBS 11611
Lineage: Eukaryota; Fungi; Ascomycota; Saccharomycetes; Saccharomycetales; Saccharomycetaceae
Source: the annotation of a GenBank genome assembly